GUUGCGUGGGUCGGCCUCGCCCGUCGAGCCCUGUCACCUCAACUCGUCGUCAUUCCCAUCGCGUCUUCAACACAGCCAGUCAGAAUAAUCAAGGGAGCUUCCAGCCUCUCCCCCGACCGCAAUGGCCCCUCCAGCAGCGGCAGCCGCCGUUAGGUGUUCCCCCGAGGCAAUCGUCGCCAUGCCGGACGUCAUCGCCGUGCCGACCAGGGCCUUCUUUCCAGGGCUCCGGCGCUGCCAGCUGUACUUCCCGGAAAGCAUUUCCAGGAGGCGGAAGGCGAGAAGCAUCAGCAACCAUCGAAAGGGAGCUUGCCGAGGAAGACUCGGUCACGGGAGGUAUUGCCCUGCUCGCACCUCCCUCUCUGCCUCCCUCGCUGCUGCUACCAACGGACUGCCUCUCUGUUGAGACUCUGGGGGAAGACUCUCACCUGCUGGAAAAUCUGGGGAUCACGCUGAACGGGGGUAUGGUGAAACCUGCACUUGGUGCGCUGACUGCUGCUGGUGCUGCUGAUGUCGCUGGGGUUGUCACUGGAAAUGACACGGGGAUUCAGAAGAACGAGAUGCUGAACAGGAUCCGGCUUUUGGCGCGAAAGGCUGGGCAGCUGCGAGCGAAGGAGGAGACGCGUGAAGAUCAGAAUCUGCAGGUGUUGGAGGAGCAGAAAGUAUCAAUGGCGGAAGGAGAGAGGACAACGGUCAAUGGAAAGGCGCAGAUUGAGGUGGAAAACCGAUUGGUGGAACACGAGGAGCAAGAGAGAGGAGGAGCUGACGGCGAUCAUCCGCACGGAUUCAAGAUCAUCAAGGAGGAGCUCAAGUUCUCUCGCUUCCUCAAGAUCUACAGCCGCGUCGUGGAGCACCCGCCACUGCCUCUCGCGCAGCAAGAGCCACAGCAUGCCGCGGGUACCGGCCCCGUCACGCCCACAUUCGACCAGAUAUCAGCAGCCACUGUAGCUCCUGCUGCUGGUGCAGCUCGUGCAGCUAACGGAUCUGCUUAUGGGGCGUCUGGUGCAAGGGGCCCGAUCGUGGCCGCCUGUGCAGCAGGACCCAGCCUGCAGAGCACCUCUUUUCAGCAGCAGCAGGGUCAGCAGGAGCAAGGAGGGGGGCAGGGGCGCGGGCAGAAGGUGGUGGAGUAUGACAUUGUGUCGUCCGCCAGCAGCCACUUCAUCUGCGUGCUGCCCUUCCACUCCGCCACCCAGUCCGUCACCCUCCUCAAGGAGUACGCCCAGGGCGCCAACAGCCUGCUGUACACGGUGCCGUGUGGGGGCCUCAGCAGCUCGCAUGCGUCGCUGGAGGAUUGCGUCCGGAGUGAACUGUCCGAGGAGGCGCGUCUGCGUGGCGGCCGGCUUGUCAGGUUGAUCCCUGAGGAUCACCCGGGCCUUCUCGAGGUGAAGUGGUGCAAGAACCGCUUCACACCGUUCCUGGUCAUCGACCCGCUCCCCGACCCCACCCCGCUGCCGCGCGACCCGGAGGAGUUCAUCCAGGUGCUGCACCUGCCGGCCCGCGACCUUGACAGGCUGGCGCUGGGCGGCGACAUGCUGCUGCCGUCUGUUGUGACGUGCACCAUGGCUCUGCAGUACCUGCGGGAACACAAGUUGCUGUGA
Closterium sp. NIES-65 is the source of this 1595-nucleotide messenger RNA. Lineage: Eukaryota; Viridiplantae; Streptophyta; Zygnematophyceae; Desmidiales; Closteriaceae. The record is from the annotation of a GenBank genome assembly.